Molecule: messenger RNA, 1786 nt
Organism: Salvia miltiorrhiza (redroot sage)
Lineage: Eukaryota; Viridiplantae; Streptophyta; Magnoliopsida; Lamiales; Lamiaceae
Product: probable pectinesterase/pectinesterase inhibitor 17
Exons: 2
Coding region: 55-1635 (526 amino acids)
Biological process (GO): cell wall modification
Molecular function (GO): pectinesterase inhibitor activity; pectinesterase activity
Source: RefSeq, a predicted model, not a curated record
AAGACAAAAACCCCACCACACACACACACAAAAACCCUCAAAAAAACAUCAACAAUGGCGACAAGAAUCCUAGUACUCCUAUUCCUCACGUCGUUUUUGCUCACCUCUCCCGCCAUUUCCGGCGACUCCGGCGGCGACGCCGCCGCGAUAAAAUCAUGGUGCAGCCAAACGCCAAACCCUCAACCAUGCGAGUAUUUCCUCAGCCACAACCCUAGCUACAAAGUUCCCAUAAAUGGAAAGUCCGAUUUCCUGCGGCUGUCGGCGCGGCUGGCGCUCGACCGCUGCAUGCAGGCGGGGAGCAGCCUCCACCAGCUCGGCCCGAAGUGCCGUUCGGGCCGGGAGAGGGCGGCGUGGGCCGACUGCGUCGACCUCUACGAGGAGACCAUCCGCGGCCUCAACAAGACCGUCGACCCCCACACCAAGUGCACCGCCGCCGACGUGCAGACGUGGCUGAGCGCCGCCCUCACGAACCUCGACACGUGCGUCGCGGGCUUCGAGGAUUUCGGCAUCGGAGAUUACCACAAUGUCUUCCCCGUGAUGUCCAACAACGUGAGCUUGCUGCUGAGCAAUGCCCUAGCGUUGAACGAGGGGGUUUCUAAUUAUAGUAAGUCGGCGCCGGCGAGUUACAAAGGAGGGUUCCCGGGCUGGGUUCGGCCCGGGGACCGGCGGCUGCUGCAGUCGUCGAGCCCCAGGGCCGACGUCGUGGUGGCGCAGGACGGGUCGGGGAAUUUUAGGACGGUGGCGGCGGCGGUGGCGGCCGCCGGGAGGCGGUCGGGGAGCGGGAGGUACGUGAUCUACGUGAAGCAAGGGACGUAUGGGGAGAAUGUGGAGAUUGGGAAGGGUUUGAGGAAUAUUAUGUUGUUGGGCGACGGAAUUGGGAGGACUAUUAUCACCGGAAGUAGGAGCGUCGACGGCGGCUCCACCACCUUCAAUUCCGCCACAGUGGCUGCCGUGGGAGAUGGGUUCAUUGCCCGCGGCAUCACGUUCCGGAACACGGCGGGCGCCCGGAAUCACCAGGCGGUGGCGUUGCGGUCCGGGUCGGACCUAUCCGUGUUCUACCAGUGCAGCUUCGAGGGGUAUCAAGACACCCUCUACGUCCACUCCCAGCGCCAGUUCUACCGCAACUGCGACGUCUACGGCACCGUCGACUUCAUCUUCGGCAACGCCGCCGUCGUGCUGCAGAACUGCAACAUCUACCCGCGCGACCCGCCCAACAAGACCAACACCAUCACCGCGCAGGGCCGGACCGACCCGAACCAGAACACGGGCAUCAUCAUCCACAACUCCCGGGUCACGGCGGCUUCGGACCUCCGACCCGUUCAGGGAUCCGUCCGGACCUAUCUGGGCCGACCCUGGAAGCAGUACUCGCGGACGGUGUUCAUGAAGACCUCGUUGGAUAGCUUGAUCGACCCGGCGGGUUGGAUGCCGUGGAGCGGCAGCUUCGCUUUGAAUACAUUGUAUUAUGGGGAGUAUGCGAAUACGGGUCCCGGGUCGUCUACCGCGAACCGGGUCAAGUGGAAGGGUUAUCGGGUUAUCACAAGCGCCUCCGUCGCGGCGCAGUUCGCACCGGGGAGUUUCAUCGCCGCCAAUUCUUGGCUGCCGGCGACGAAUGUGCCGUUUACUUCUGGGCUUUAAUUUGGUUUCGUGUUUAAUUUUAGUUUUAUUGAAUUAAUUGUAAUUAUCAUGUGAAAAAAUUGUGUUAGUCUCGCGUGAUUAUUGUAAACGUUGUGAAAUAUUUUUUUUUAAUGGCUUUUAUGUUUUAUUGAUGAAGAAGUAUUUAAACAUA